AUCUCAAACUUUCGGCUGAUGCAGACCAUGAUAUUUGCUAUCGAAGAAAUAAAUCGGAGCACAUCUCUACUUCCGAAUAUCACUUUGGGAUAUGAGAUCUACGAUGACUGCUCGAUCUCCGCGAUAGCGUCGAAAGCAGCGCUGGCUUUGGUGAAUGGAGAGCAAGAAUUAAUUGAGCACCCUGAAUGUAAAGGUUCCUCAAAUGUCGCAGCCAUUAUUGGCUGUACUAUAUCCACGUCCUCCAUUGCAGCCGCAAGGGUCGUUGGAACGUUUGGAAUUCCAAUGAUUAGUUAUUUCUCCACUUGCUCCUGUCUGAGCGAUAAGCAAGAAUACCCGACUUUCUUCAGAACGAUACCAAGCGACAAAUAUCAGUCCAAAAUUCUUGCUGAGCUCGUGAAAACCUUUGGUUGGAAUUGGAUUGGGACUGUUAGGAGCAACACAGAUUAUGGGAAUUUUGGUAUGAGGUCAUUUAUCGAGGAGGUCCAAAAACUUGGGGUUUGCAUCGCGUAUACUGAAUCGUUUCACAGAACCGAUCCCGGCUGGAAAAUCAAGAAAAUCGUGCAGGUAAUGAAAGAGGCGACCACAAAGGUGGUUGUUGGAUUUUUGCAAGGUGGAGAUAUGCGAGUGUUAAUUAAGGAGAUUUGGCGCCAAAAUGUAACAGGGAUACAAUGGAUUGGAAGUGAAGGGUGGAUUCGAGAAGAUAUAUUCUCACACGAAGAAAGCGGAAGGUUUCUUAUUGGGGCCAUUGGUCUAACAACCAGAAGGACAGAAAUAUCCGGUCUCAGAGACUAUCUUAUCAAAAUUCAUCCCUCUAGGUUUCCUGACAACACUUUUGUGAAAACGUUUUGGGAGACUCUAUUCUCGUGCUCUUUAAUGAAGGACGACACCAUAAAGACUGAAAGUUCUCCAUUUCAAGUGAGGCCAUGCACAGGGAAUGAACAUUUAGACGGGUUAGAAAAUGCUUACCUUCCAGCAAUAAUGGACGGAAGUUCCUAUCAUGUGUACAAAGCCGUUUAUGCUGUCGCUCAUGCACUUGACGAUAUGCUGUCUUGUAAAGAAGGCAAUGGCCCAUUUAUGAAUAAUGCUUGUGCUCACAUUUCCAGCUUUGAACCCUGGCAGCUGCUGCACUAUCUACACUCAAUAAAUUUCACUGCUCAAACUGGGGAAAUCGUGUAUUUUGACGAAAAAGGUGAUCCAGUCCCAACGUAUGACUUAGUAAAUUUACAAAUGAAUUUGGAAGAUAGACUUGAAAUUAUAAAAAUUGGAUAUUAUGAAGGUUCAGCACCGGAGGGACAAGAAGUUGUUCUAAAUGUGAGAGAUAUCGUGUGGAACUCCAUUGGAAAACAGAUUCCACGUGCCCUUUGCUCAGAACCUUGCCCACAAGGCACAAGAAAGGUCAGCAGGAAAGGUCAGCCAAUAUGUUGUUUUGACUGCGCAGAGUGCGCCGAUGGUGAGAUUAGCAACACCACAGAUUCCACCGACUGCGUGAAGUGUCCUUUGGAAUAUUGGUCCAGUCAACAAAAAGAUCAUUGUGUUCCCAAAAAGAUUGAGUUUCUUUCCUUCCAAGAGGUUCUGGGCUGCGUCUUAGGGGGUUUUGCUUUAGUGGGAGUAUGUCUUUCAUUGUGUGCAACUACUAUAUUCUUCCGGUAUCGCGAAACUCCUCUAGUUCGAGCAAACAAUUCGGAGCUGAGCUUCCUCCUCCUCUUUGCACUAACACUUUGCUUCCUGUGCUCACUUACCUUCAUUGGAAAACCGACUGAAUGGUCUUGCAUGUUGCGGAGGACUGCGUUUGGAAUUGUAUUUGUUCUCUGUAUUUCCUGUAUUUUGGGGAAAACGGUUCUUGUUGUGAUCGCUUUUAAAGCAACUCUUCCCAACAACAACUUGAUGAACUGGUUUGGACCCAUGCAGCAACGGUUAAGUGUGUUCGCCCUCACAUUUCUUCAAGGUUUAAUUUGCACAAUCUGGCUCAUUGUAUCACCUCCUUAUCCAGUGAAAAACAUGACGUAUUAUAGAGACAUCAUUAUUUUGGAAUGUGACGUGGGCUCUUUAAAAGCGUUUUAUUUUGUAUCCAGUUAUAUUGGUCUUCUCUGCACUGUAUGCUUCCUGUUGGCUUUUCUUGCCCGGAAACUUCCAGAUAAUUUCAACGACGCGAAGUAUAUAACUUUCAGUAUGCUGAUCUUCUGUGCUGUUUGGAUCACUUUCAUUCCGGCUUAUGUCAGCUCUCCUGGAAAGUACACGGUGGCUGUCGAAGUGUUUGCCAUUUGGGCGUCAAGCUUUGGUUUACUUGUCUGCAUUUUUGCUCCAAAAUGUUAUAUUCUCUUAGUCAAACCGGAGAAUAACACAAAGAAAAACAUGAUGGGCAAAUGA
Molecule: messenger RNA, 2367 nt
Organism: Hemiscyllium ocellatum (epaulette shark)
Lineage: Eukaryota; Metazoa; Chordata; Chondrichthyes; Orectolobiformes; Hemiscylliidae
Product: extracellular calcium-sensing receptor-like
Exons: 5
Coding region: 19-2367 (782 amino acids)
Biological process (GO): G protein-coupled receptor signaling pathway
Cellular component (GO): membrane
Molecular function (GO): G protein-coupled receptor activity
Source: RefSeq, a predicted model, not a curated record